AUGACCAAGAAUGCGGCCAACAACUGGAAGCCGAUGGGACCAUCCAUCUCGACUGAGGACAUCAAUCGCUCUAUUCUUGCAGCCGCUGCCUCGGUCAGCCCAUACUCGGGGCAGUUCUCGGCGACUCUUGCAGCGGCGGUGGCGCGCGCCUCGGCUCAGGCGCAGGCCAAUGCCUUCCAAAUGCUGAUGGCCCAGGCACAGCUGCAACAGCUCCAAGCCAGCGUUGAACUCCAAGCCCUUGUCCAGGCCGAGCAGAAACGCCGAGAUUCCGAGAAGGUCCUCCAGAACCUGUCCACGCAAAUGUCAGGCGUGUCGGCGUCGCACUCCGAGGAAAAGGGCAAGCCCGGAAUGACGAGCCACGAUCUUGCACCAAGGCCUCAGCUCGCUGCCCAGCCUUCGGCGGAUGCCGUUGUUGCUGCCCAGGUGAAUGGGCCCGUGCAGCUCGAUUCCCGAUCGGGUCCGUUGCUCGGCACAGGAAAGACUCCCAGUGGCCAUGCCAGCGGCCAUGAGAUUGUGCCAGCCCAGUCCAAGCCCCAUAAUGGCGUAACGCCGCCAACCGGAGAUGUCGCGGCCGUGCAUCCUCAGGUUUCCGAUACAGGGCCGUCGAUCGUGGCUCCAACACCAGCUCCAAUACCAGCUCCAACACCAGCUCCAACGCCAGUCCCCGGCGGAGGCAUAGACAUCAAUUCACUCACUCAGCUUACGGCCCUUGCUGCCAAAACUCCGGGCUUUGGUGCAAACCUGCUUGGCCUCGGUUUGCCGCUGCUGAUGCAGUCGUCUGGCCAGCUUAGUUCCAACAUUUCCAAGGUUCUCAGCCAGCUCCAGGCGCAAGCUCGGCAGCCAACUUUCCCUGCCCCCGGCUCAAGUACAUCCCGAGACAUGGGACUGUCGGGGCCAGCGGAGUCGGCCGUGAAUCAAGCCGGAGGCCGGGGGCAGCCGCAUCCCGAUCCGUCUGAGACCUCCAACACCAAGACCGAAGCGGGCGGAGGCGCUCAUCCGGCCCCGGCUGGUCCAGAUUCCGUUAGCGAGACACUGGGGCGACGGCUGCGACGCCAAGUUCCUGCCAAGAUCAAGGAUGAAGCGGAUGUCUCUGUAACUGCAGCCGCAGCGUCUGCGCCGCUCCGCCGAAGUUUGCGAAGUGAGCCCGGACCUCUGCCGACGGUGCUGUCCUCGCCCCUUGGAACAAGCAUGCCUUCCGGAUCGCGGUCGAGUGCUGCCAAGAACCCGCAAGGCGCCGUCCGACGGGCAAGCCGCUCAGCCGUGUCCGUCCGAGUUGAAGGAGAGCGCAACGCGGGCGAAAUGGAUGUCGAUGUCGCCGCAGAUGACGCUCUCGGAAAACAGCGCUAG
Messenger RNA from Polychytrium aggregatum, 1347 nucleotides. RefSeq lists its product as uncharacterized. Bases 1 to 1347 code for a protein of 448 amino acids. Lineage: Eukaryota; Fungi; Chytridiomycota; Chytridiomycetes; Polychytriales. The transcript has a single exon. The record is from RefSeq and is a predicted model, not a curated record.